UGUCUCUGUUUUCGAUUGACCGACACGCAAAAUGUCGUUCAAAAAGAAAAAAUUCACACUUCCUCCCAUCAUCAAAGCCCUUGAUAAACUUCCAUCACCGCCACCACAACCACCGCUUCCUCCUCUUCCAAAACCACCACCAACAACCCAUUUAGCCGCUCUCCCCACUCUCACUCUCACACCUACCUCCAACCACACAAACCUCCUCCACUUCCUCAACUCCCAUCUCACAAAGAUCCAACCUUUAACCCCUCAAAACCUCCUCCACUUCUUCAAAACCAAACUCCACCACCACCCACAUUUCUCUCACUAUGACUUUCAUAUUUUCAACUGGGUUUCUACUAUAGACUCUUUUAGUCAUGAUCAUCAAACUUUUGAAUGGAUGGCAAGGACUCUUGCUAUCACAAACAGGUUAGAGGAACUUGGUUUGCUUCUUCAAUUUAUGUCAUCAAAUCCUUGUCCUUGUAGUGAAGGUAUUUUUUCUUGUCCAAGAAUUGAGCCCAUAUUUCAGUUUUGUAUUAAUGCUUACUGUAAAGCUAGGAAAUUGGACGAUGCUUUUUUAGCUUUUGAAUGUAUGAGGAAGUUGAUUGAUGGAAGGCCUAGUGUUGUUGUUUACAACAUUUUGAUUAAUGGGUGCGUGAAGUGUGGAGAACAUGAUAGGGCUAUUGGGGUUUAUGAUAGGAUGUUGAAGGAUAGAGUUAAGCCUGAUGUGUUUACUUUUAAUAUAUUGAUCAGUAGUUAUUGUAGGAAUUACAUGUUCGAAUUGGCUCUGGAAUUGUUUAGAGAAAUGAAAGAGAAAGGAUGUAGUCCUAAUGUGGUUAGUUUUAAUACUUUGAUUAAAGGGUUUUUUAGGGAGAGGAAAUUUGAGGAAGGGGUUAAGAUGGUGUAUGAGAUGAUUGAUUUGGGGUGUGAGAUAUCGAGUGUGACUUUUGAGAUUUUGGUUGAUGGACUUUGCAAGGAAGGGCAGGCUUCGGAGGCAUGUGGAUUGUUGAUUGAUUUUACGAGGAAAGGAGUUUUGCCAAGGAAGUUUGAUUCUUUUGGUCUUGUGGAUAUGCUUUGCAAGAAAAGAAUGGCGGAUAGAGCUUUGGAAGUGUUGGAUGAGUUGUGGAGGAAUGGAAAUAUUCCUAGCAUGAUUUCUUGUACCACUUUGAUAGAAGGUUUGAGAAAGUCUGGUAGAAGAGAUGAAGCGUUUGGAUUGAUGGAAAGGAUGUUGAAAGAGAAUAUUGUUCCUGAUAUUAUGACUUUUAAUUGCCUGCUUCAUGAUCUUUGCAAUGAGGGAAGAACAGUUGAUGGUAACAAAUUGAGAUUAUUGGCUUCUAGAAAGGGUUUGGAUGUAAAUGAGAUGACAUAUGACAUUUUGGUAUCUGGGUGUAUAAGAGAGGGUAAAAGAAAGGAAGGGGAAGCUUUGGUGGAUGAGAUGUUAGAUAAGGAAUUUAUACCUGAUCUUGCCACAUAUAAUAGGUUCAUAGAUGGGCUUUCUAAAACAAGAAGUUCUACACAAUAGUGUAUUAAAUUUAUUCAUAGGUGAAAAUAUAGAGUUUGUACACUUUUAUUUGGAUGCCAACCAAUUUAUUUGAUCUAGCUGGGGCUUCUCUUGAUUUAGUAGAAAUGCUUUCUUCCAGGAAAUGUAUCUGGUUGUCAUAAUUUUUAUGGUUGGGUAUAGAGAUAGAGACAACGGGGAAGGAGGUGGGGUGAGGAAAUGGUGAAUCCAUUUACAGGCCCAGAUUCCACUGCAUCUCAUUUUUUCAUUGCAGCUAAAAAGUUCCCUCUGGAUGGAAAGCGUGUCACUUUUGGGAAGGUAAGUAGAGGAACAGACAUUGAUUUGACUUAUUGGCAUGUUGCUAGUGAGGGUAUUAUCUCACUCAAGGUGUCAUCAUGGAUUGUGGGGGAUGUCCUGAGGGGGGAGACAUGGAAUAUAAAACUACUUCAAAGAUCUCAACUUAUCCUGACUGGUCAGCUCACCUGGACACAAAGCCAGAUGAUAUUUCUUGGGGGAUGGAAGUUGUACAUUCUUUUGAAUAUUUUGGAAUGAGCAGUACAGGAGGCUACAAGAUAUGGCUCUUUGAAAACUGUUAAGCUUAAAAUUAGAUUUUUGUUUUGAGAAGGAAGAUAUUGCUGAAGAUUGAGCUCAUCACUGUGGAAGACUGCCUCAGAUGUUUACAAAUACUUCUACCUGUAAAUAGAGCCUUGGAGAUCUUGUUUUGCUUUCUAUUAAUGGCAUAAAGGGUGCGUGUUACCAUCAAAAUUCUGUAACACUGUGCUAUUUAAUAAUGGCAUUGUCAGAUAUAACUAACUAACUCAUUCAGUUUGUUGAUUAAUGCAACGCAUUUUUGUUUCA
Messenger RNA from Populus nigra (black poplar), 2338 nucleotides. Its product is annotated as pentatricopeptide repeat-containing protein At2g36240. The coding region runs from base 32 to 1504 and encodes 490 amino acids. Lineage: Eukaryota; Viridiplantae; Streptophyta; Magnoliopsida; Malpighiales; Salicaceae. The transcript has a single exon. Gene Ontology annotation, molecular function: protein binding. The record is from RefSeq and is a predicted model, not a curated record.